AUGGCCAACAUUUUUCGACGUCUGCUCAGGAGUAUCAAGUCCCGACGGGAGACCGCCGUCACACCUGCCGAGCUAGAAGAACUAUCUCGAGCCAUCGAUGCAUCGUUAAAAUUUCAGAUGGAAUUUCAGAUAUGGCUCGCAGGGCACAAUGCUAUGCUCGCACACAUCAACUCCACUAACCCCACUCUUGGAAUAACGCCAACCUCUAUCAAUGAUAUCUGGCUAUGUGCAUACAGUGGCUCAUUACUGGUAGAUGCAGAAGAGCAGUGGAAAUGUGAUGAGCCAGAACUUGCAAUGGAGCUUGCCUCGCAGGUCAUUAGCCACAACCCCUUUCUGUGCGAACUUGAUGAGAUGCGAUGUCGACUUUUUAUCGCUGCCGUUCAACACUCUCUUUGUCAAUAUGAAGAUUCCAUGGCGACCCUAGAGACGGUUGUGCAAAUUAACACCUGCUAUACCGUCUUAAACAACCCAGAAUCUAGCAUUAUCGCCGGUAUUACUCAAUUUAUUAAAGGGAUGAAUCUCAUGAAAUUUGAGAGGUUCCCAGAGGCUUACACAUCGCUCACUCGAGCACUGCAUGUACCAGGCUACAGUGAAAAGAUCUGUGAGGUCCAAAGGCAGGCUGUCAUUGGGUUUACUUGCAUAGAGGCCGCUGAGUUUGAUCACUCCCCGGAAGCGUCCACCCAUGCAUUAUUAGAUUGGGAGGAUAGUGAGCUUGUAAAUACAAACAAUCCCUAA
Molecule: messenger RNA, 735 nt
Organism: Penicillium verrucosum
Lineage: Eukaryota; Fungi; Ascomycota; Eurotiomycetes; Eurotiales; Aspergillaceae
Exons: 2
Coding region: 1-735 (244 amino acids)
Molecular function (GO): protein binding
Source: RefSeq, a predicted model, not a curated record